Messenger RNA from Trichoderma reesei QM6a, 222 nucleotides. RefSeq lists its product as uncharacterized. The coding region runs from base 1 to 222 and encodes 73 amino acids. NCBI's taxonomy places the organism in Eukaryota, Fungi, Ascomycota, Sordariomycetes, Hypocreales, Hypocreaceae. The record is from RefSeq and is a predicted model, not a curated record. The transcript has 4 exons.
AUGGAGCCGUUUGGGCGGGAGAGGCUGAGCUGGCUGAUGGUGCUGGUUGUGUGGUUUGUGGCGAGAUUCAAGGAAGGGAACGGGUUCUUCCCGUGGAGUUUGUGCCUGAUGCGAGAUCUGGUGUUGGGAUACACGUAUUUUGUGGCCGUACUGCAAUACGUAAAAGUGAAGCCCAUUUCGAGGAACAUGUGGAUACCUCACGAUGCGUUUCCAAUUCAAUGA